Molecule: messenger RNA, 801 nt
Organism: Penicillium waksmanii
Lineage: Eukaryota; Fungi; Ascomycota; Eurotiomycetes; Eurotiales; Aspergillaceae
Product: NAD(P)-binding protein
Exons: 1
Coding region: 1-801 (266 amino acids)
Molecular function (GO): oxidoreductase activity
Source: RefSeq, a predicted model, not a curated record
AUGGCCUCCUCGUCCCUAAAGUAUACUUCCAAGCUUGUCGGCCAGCGGGUCCUGGUGUUUGGAGGCACGUCCGGCAUUGGGUUCUGUGUCGCCGAAGCAGCCUUCGAGCAUGGCGCCCACCUCAUAAUUUCCAGCUCGAAUCAAAGCAAGCUCGACAAGACAGUUACUAGGCUGAAAGAAACCUACCCCUCUCAGAGUGAAAAGCAAACCAUCACUACUCACGUCUGCGACUUAGCCGAUGCCGCGAACCUCGAUGCCAACAUCCAGUCUCUUUUCGAAGAAGCCACCAACUUCGGCACCGUCAAGCUUAACCAUGUUGCUUUUACCGCGGGCGACAUGCUCAGUCGACCACCUCUGGAAGGGUUGACUCCCGAUGUCAUCUAUAGCGGCAUAAAUGUCCGCUUCGUCGCCCCGGCCGUGAUGGCCAAAUACAUCCACAAAUACGUGGAGCUCUCCCCAGCUAGCUCUUUCACUAUUACCAGUGGUGUACGCAGUCAGAAACCAGCACCGGGUUGGACUAUGGCUACAGCCAUUAGCUCUGCUGCUGAGGGUCUUGCUCGCGGUCUUGCUGUGGAUCUCAAGCCUAUCCGGGUGAAUGCCGUUGCUCCCGGUGCGGUGCACACGGAGCUUUUUUCUCUUUUCCCGGAUCUUGACGGUGCUCUGGAAAUUUUCCGACAAGCAUCGACCACUGGUACAGUUGGUAAACCGGAGGAUUUGGCGGAAAGCUACCUUUAUUUGAUGAAAGAUCAGUUCGUGACUGGCACCGUGAUCCAGUCCAAUGGUGGUUGUCUGCUUGUUUAA